AAAGUCAUAGCGUUAGUGAACUGCUUUAUUGCUACUUAGCAACUCUUUCAAGAAGAAGUAUAGUUGUGGAUUGGGGCAGUAUAAAAUAACCUGGCGUGGCUUAAUAGCUCCAAAAUAAAUAGCCAGAAGUCGUUGGCACCGUUUUGAGAUACACAUUCCAUUUUUAAGGGGAGAAGGGGAUCCAGUCGAGACGGGCGGAUCAAUUCUUUCUUGCAGUUUGUCACGGGGCAGUUGGUUAGGAGUGAACUGUAGGACGAGGUUCCCUCUCUGGCCCCUGGAUUUCGGGGAAUGGGAUGAAAAGCAGAGCUAAGAGUAACAGCGCCCAGCCCUGGAGAUCACUCUCCAGCGAAUGGCACUUCCCACGUCCUGAUCGUGCGGGAGUGGAUUUUAGCAGUCAGCGCAGGAAAUUUAUGAGAAGGCAAUAAACAGCCUAGUAAGCGAUUAUUGCAUUACUUUAUGUCGGCUGCAGUUCAACACAAAAUUUAAAAUUAUUAUAGUAAUUAUGGAACUGCUAACGUCCUUUCUCGAAAACCUCUCCCAAGGCAGGCUUAAUGUUUGCCAAGGCUCAGAUGACAUCCUUCCAAGAAACUGUGUUAUUUAAUUAUUAGCGUUUACCUUUACUGAGACUCUUAGGUCGCACUAGGUGGGAUCAUAUCAAGAAGAAUGAGUGCAGGAGGUAUACGGUAAUAUGCGAGAAAUAAUAUGUAAACGCGAUGCAAUACAAAUAUUUAAGGAAUAUCUGAGCAGAGAGGUUUCAGGGCGGAGAAGCUUAUUAACUAAAAAAUAAAAUAAAACAAAAUAACAUAAUUUAAAAAAAACAACACAAAACCCUAGCGUGGAAGUGCUCACUGCUCUAGAUUUUUUCUUCUCCCAGAAUAGCUCUCAGCAAAGAGUUAGAGGGCCCGUUCACUCCCAUUGAAAUCCAUUGUAAACUUUUCAUUGAAUUCAAUGGGAACAGACUCGGGCCCGAAUUCUUAAGUGUUUGAAUAGAAAUUGCUACUAUAAUACGUCCUACAUUAAAAAUUGUUUUAUUCAACAAAAAUGAACACCACUUGUUGUGUUUAAUGCCUGUUCAUGAUUAAAUGAUCCUAAACAAAGGUUUCCCAGAGGAAAAUAGAGCAUACAUUCAUGUAAGGAGAGUCUGAAAUGACAAGAUUUCCAAACACUUGGAGACAGAAAGCAUAGCUGUCUGCGAAGAAGAGCAUGCUUUUGUUUCUCAGAUAUUUCUCAGUGCUCUUUAUUGUUGUAGCAAAUAACAUUUUACAUGUUACAGUGAUCAAUGGAGUCCCUUUAGUUACUCUCUGCACUUCCACGAUUGCAGCCUUUCAAAAGUCUUAAGCAAACCAAGCACUGUCUUUGAGUGGACAAACAGCUUCCUUUACCAUUCUCAUGUAGGUAUUGCUUGUUGCGUGUUUACAGAAGUCCUGGGCACCGAAAAAGACGAUCCCCUGAAUGAUAGAAGCUGGGAACAAUUUAGUCCACGGUCUGAAAUUGUGGGAGAAACCUAUAAUUCUGUGCAUCACUCAAGCAGUUGUAUAGGCAAUACGUAAGUGCAGGUUUAACAGGAAUGUCCCAAAAGAUGUUGCAAAAUUCGGAUCCACCCCAGUGAAAGAAGACGCAUUCUGCAUAGUGUGUUACAAGGACAAAAAUCAACUACAGUAUUAGAAGAGACUCUUUUUUGCCUUUGUCAGGUCUACCCGGAGAGGCCAUUGGAGGAAGAACGUCACGUGACAGAGGGGUGCCAAUGUUAUUCUUUAAGGGUGUCAAGACCCUGUCAGUUUGUGAAAUAAAUAUUGGGAAACAACGAAAUGCAAAAAGCGACCUACUACGACAGCUCUGCAAUCUAUGGUGGCUACCCCUACCAAGGAGCAAAUGGUUUCACUUAUAAUGCUAGUCAGCAGCAAUAUCCUCCGUCUUCAUCACUUGUGGAAACUGAAUACCAUCGACCUGCCUGCUCUUUGCAGUCACCUGGCAGUACUGUGUCCCACCAUAAGGCCAAUGAAAUCAAUGAGAGUUGUAUGAGGACCAUCACCAGCCAACCCAUUCAGCCCCCAGUUAUUUCAGAGCAGCAACAGCAGCAGCCUCCAGCCCAACAAGCACCACCACCACCUCCGCCCUCUGUCUCACCACCUCAAAAUGCCAGCAGCAAUUCUGCCCCAGCCAAUACUUCCAAGAGCCCGAUCAUUAACUCGCCCACCAUGUCCAAACAGAUAUUCCCAUGGAUGAAAGAGUCUCGGCAAAAUACAAAGCAGAAAAACAGCAGUUCCAGUUCAGGUGAGAGUUGCGCUGGUGAUAAAAGCCCUCCAGGGCAAGCCUCCUCUAAAAGAGCACGCACAGCUUACACAAGUGCCCAGCUGGUAGAACUGGAAAAGGAGUUCCACUUCAAUAGAUAUCUGUGCAGGCCACGAAGGGUAGAGAUGGCUAAUUUGCUCAAUCUCACAGAGAGACAGAUCAAAAUAUGGUUUCAAAACCGCAGAAUGAAAUACAAAAAGGAUCAGAAGGGAAAGGGCAUGAUGACCUCUUCAGGAGGACAGUCCCCAAGCAGAAGUCCUGUACCUCCCGCUGCUGGGGGGUAUCUAAACUCUAUGCAUUCUUUAGUAAACAGUGUUCCCUACGAGCCCCAGUCGCCUCCAUCAUUUAACAAGCCUCAUCAAAACACCUAUGGCAUCCCUGCAUCAUAUCCGACUCCUCUCAAUAAUUGCCCGCCUCCUCAAAAGAGAUACACGGGGACAGCAGCGGUUACUCCUGAAUAUGAUACUCAUCCUCUUCAAGGCAACGGUUAUGGGAAUCCACAUAUACAGGGAAGCCCCGUCUAUGUGGGGGGCAACUAUGUGGAGACCAUGACAAAUACUGGCCCUUCCAUCUUUGGUCUAACUCAUCUCCCUCAUCCUUCCUCUGCCAACAUGGACUACGGUGGGGCUGGCCCAAUGACCAACAAUCACCACCAUGGACCUUGUGAUCCACACCCAACAUACACAGACCUUACUUCUCACCAUCCUUCUCAGGGAAGAAUUCAGGAAGCGCCCAAACUCACGCAUCUGUAAUAGACAGGAGUUACUGAGUGAAACGUGGAGUCCCCCAACUUUUUUAAAGUACUUUCCGUCCCUCCAGCCCCUCCCCCUUUUGUUUUGUUUUGGUUUUUUGUUUGGGUUUGUUUUGUUUCCUUUGGUAAAAGCGUUUUCUAGUUUCUGUGACGUAGCAAUAUUUGUUGCUUGAAUUGCUCUAUAGUUUCAAUAGUGAAUAUUUAUCUUCUUGAACUGUAGCCUUGUGUCUCGCUUUGGGAGUAUACAUAGGCUUUAUACUUUACCUUCUACACUUUUAUCAAAACAGGGUAUAUGAACAAAUUUUCUAUACAAAUGAUUCUGAAAUGUGAAUUUGUUCGUACAUGAUUGAUCCCGCGGGGAAGCAAUUUUUUUUAUUGCACUUCUUUUAAAUAGCGAGAAAGACAUCAAAGGCGCUUGAACAGGGAUUCCCUGGACAAUUAUUAAUACGUGUAAGUCUUUCAAUGUGUG
Messenger RNA from Gavialis gangeticus (Gharial), 3512 nucleotides. It is a transcript of the gene HOXA3, whose product is annotated as homeobox A3. The coding region runs from base 1809 to 3044 and encodes 411 amino acids. Gene Ontology annotation, molecular function: RNA polymerase II cis-regulatory region sequence-specific DNA binding; DNA-binding transcription factor activity, RNA polymerase II-specific. NCBI's taxonomy places the organism in Eukaryota, Metazoa, Chordata, Crocodylia, Gavialidae. Gene Ontology annotation, biological process: regulation of transcription by RNA polymerase II. Gene Ontology annotation, cellular component: nucleus. The record is from RefSeq and is a predicted model, not a curated record. The transcript is spliced from 4 exons.